Molecule: messenger RNA, 999 nt
Organism: Closterium sp. NIES-65
Lineage: Eukaryota; Viridiplantae; Streptophyta; Zygnematophyceae; Desmidiales; Closteriaceae
Source: the annotation of a GenBank genome assembly
AUGGACAAGGGCUUCAUUUUGUGGAGUAAAGAGUUGCUGUACAUGGCAAGGGAGGACGGGGGUGUUCGAGGGAAUGAUCCGGAGAUCCCCCUCACCUACCUCACAGAGAGACGCAUCGGAUCGCUCCUCACCAAGACGAAUGAGCUGAAGCGGGACAUGAUACUCAAGGCCGCUGACCUGCCGCUGGGGCUGGACACCUUUGUCUCGCAUGUCAAGCUCCUAAAGUGCUGGCGCAGGAAGAGUGAGAGAUGGAAGUUGGCAUGUGGGAACUUCAUGCAAUCACCGCUGGGUGACACAUCGCCGACUUCAUCGCGGGAGGAGGUAGAGAGGGAGAGAAUCAUCUUUGAUCGCCAUACUUUGCUGAACACAAAAACCCCAGUAGGAGGGCAGAAGGUGGCGGCGAAGGUAUGGGAAGUCCGGCUGGGGGACCUGCUGUGCCCGGACGACGUGGGGGGCCGGCGCGCAAAAGACGUAAAAUAUGUGGUGAAGGAGCUUGGCGGUACCAAGCAAGCGAAGCUAGCACUACGGGCCUGGGAAGCUGUACCGCAGAACUGGAAGCUGCUUCUCCUGCAUGCUGAGCAAAGGCAGGAGCCCCGUCUGCCCCUGAGGGUCCCUCUCCAGAGAAUCCCGGUGCUCAGCGGUGGGCAGCUGACGAUGGACAGGGAACUGAAGGUUAACUGGCAGCAGAGAAAGCAUCAAUCCGCCAAGAGGGAACUGGAGUUUGAAACUUUGGAGCACUGCCUUUUCACCUGCUCGCGCAUUCAACGUGUGGUGGUGGCAGUCAGGCGUGCCAUGCGCAUGCUUCACCGGGCGAGGCAAGUGGUGGACCUGGACGAUUUACUGUUUGGCAAGGCAGCGUCCACCUCAACCUUUCCAGAAGCCUCGCUGGCUGCCAUUGCGGUGCACCAGAUCUGGGCAGAAAGAUGCGAGUGUGUGAGAAGAAAUUUCGGGCUCGGCACGUCCUCAGGCGUAUCGAGGCAGCCUUUCGGCUGCAUCUGA